GCUUCACUCCCUUCAGACUGGGGCUGAGGAAGCACUCUGGAUCUGACCUCUCCUCCCGUUUUCCUCCCAGACGUCUCUAGUUUUCUCCCCCAGUUUUCCUCCCAGACGUCUCCGGUUUUCCUCCCAGACGUCUCCCGUUUUCCUCCCGGACGUCUCCGGCUCUCCUCUGUCCGGUUCUCCAGGCUUGUUUGAGGUCAUAGCGACAGGAUGGGUCAGGAGGAGCUGCCUGCAGGGAGGUUCCCAGUACUUUGAGGCAGACAGACUCAGACUUUCCAGGCACUCCAAGCAGCCCCCUCCCCACCUGCCGUCUGUGAGGAUGAAGAGGGAGCACUGCACGCUGUGGCUCCUCCAGACUCUCCUGGUGCUCCUGCCCCCUGGGCUUCCUGCUCCCUGCCCCCGACCCUGCUCCUGCCCUCAUCCGGCUGAGCUGCACUGCACGUUCCGCUCCCUCCUCUCCGUCCCAGGCGCCGUGUCCCGGCAUGUGAAGCGCGUUAACUUGGGGUUUAACAGCAUCGGCCACAUAGGGGUCGGCUCCCUGUCUGGGCUGAAGAAGCUGGAGCUGCUCAUGGUCCACGGCAACAACAUCCACUCUCUGCCUGAUGGAGCCUUCAGGGACCUGGCAUCACUUCAGAUGAUGAAGAUGAGCUACAACAAGUUAAAGGAGAUUAACCGGCGCACGUUCCACGGCCUGUGGUCCUUGUCCAGGUUGCAUCUGGAUCACAACCAGCUGGAACUCAUCCAUCCGGACGCCUUCCAGGGACUCACCUCCUUACGCUUCCUGCAGCUGGAGGGAAACCGCCUUCAACAGCUGCACGCCACCACCUUCAGAACCUUCGCGCUCAGGGACCAGUUCUACAUCUCCACGCUGCGACACCUCCACCUGUCUGACAACGGACUCACGUCGCUGCCCUCCCAGCUGCUGGGGACCAUGCCCCACCUCGAGAGCCUGUACCUCCAUGGUAACCCGUGGACCUGCGACUGUGGCAUGAGCUGGUUCCACGACUUGGAAAAAGAUUCACCAGGGGUUCUGAAAUGUAAAAAGGACCGAGACCUCCCAGGUGGCCAGCUGUGUCCUUCAUGCUCCUCUCCCAGACCUCUGAAGGACACUGACCUCCAUGCUGCUGCUCCCCUGGUCUGCAGCAGCCCUGUCAUCAGCCUCCUUCAUGGAACGUCACCUCCACCGGAGUCAGAGCGUCAGAUGCUGACCUCCAAGGACUUUAAGGACCCAAUAGGUAACAUAUCUAUGGGCCUCUCAGAUGAACAUGGGAACAAGUUAGAUCUGGAGUGCAGUGUAGAUGAGCUGCAAGAACCGUCCAAGGUGAGCUGGGAGCAGGUCAGCAAGCUCCAGCUACUGGCCAAUGUCAGCCUCUCAGUGGAGCUGCAGUGCGCCGUAGACAGGAAGAAAUACGAGCAGCUGUGGAAAGCAAUCGCUUACUACAGCAACGUCCCCGCCCAUCUGAAACGGGGCCCCGCCCUGACCAAAGACCCUGAGCUGGCCUAUGCGUACGAGCAGGAUUCUGAGCUGGAUGCCGGGUACUACACAGGGCUAAAAGUCCAAAUGUGGGCACGGCCCGCAUGGCUGAUGCAGCCGUCUGUGGAGCUACAGCUGAACCGUGCUGAGUCAUCAAUCAGAACGGUGAUCCUCGCUCUCAGGACCACCCUCUCAGAAUUGGUGGAAACGGAGCAGCAGCAGAGACUGGGCAGGACCUGGGUUAUGAUCGAUUCCACAAACAGGACUCGUAAAGUUAUGAGUGCAAUCCUUGGAAGUCCCAGUGAAAUGUUCUGUAACGUUCGGAGCUCCGACCCGGCGGAAAUCCGGUGGACGCUGCCAGAUGGCUCAGAACUGGCCAGCCCUUACAGCGGUCCUGGAAACAGAGUCUCCGUCUCCAGGGAUGGACAGCUGCGAAUCAAAGCUGUUACCCACAGUGACACCGGAACUUUCUACUGCAUGGCCAAGGUUCCUGGAGAUGUCGCCGUGCUUUCCUUCUACCUGUCCGUCCAGGAGUCCUCCAGUCCCCCACCAGGAGACGACACCUCCGCCGUUUCAAUGGAGGAGUUUGCGGGAAACCCCAUUUCUAUGGACUGCCCUGCAUCCAGCUCCCCGGAUGCUGAGAUAAACUGGAUUCUUCCAAGCAGCCAAAUAGUCCACUCCCAAGACAAUUCCUCCAAAGCCUUGGUGCAUUUUAAUGGUUCUCUUCAUAUCUCCAAGACUCAGGUAUCAGACAGCGGGUACUACAAAUGCGUAGCUAUAAAUCAGCAUGGCGCAGACACUAUGGUGAAAAAGGUCAGUAUUGUCAGACGCAGCGGCCUGAUCAGACCUUUACGCAGGUUUCCAGUGAGACCACAGUCGGCCUCAGGAGUUAGCACACAGGUCAAAAUCCCCACGGAGAACGCAGAGGAAGCAUCGGGCGACGUUGAUGCGUCUACGAUACGCCACCGCAUCAGUGGAGUCAGGAGGAGAAUCCCAGGGAAUCUAGCCCCAGGGAGAAAGGGGAUUCAUCCUUCCAGAAGCACCUGGCAAAGGCGGACGAUGCUACGGGGGUCGCACACUGAAAACCAGAAUGGUUCAGCUGAGAACAGAAGGAGGAUUCAUCUGUCCAAAAGCAAAAUCGACCCAAAGAAAUGGGCGCACAUCCUGGCUAAGGCCAGGGAGCGGGAUGCUGUGAGCCCACUUCCUGCUUCCUAUCCAACAAAGAUUGAAAAAGCCCUGACGACCGAGUCAUUGAAAACUCCUGACAAGUCAUCAGAUGGCGUGACUGUACAUGAUAGCGAGGAUCAGCAAUACCUCCCUGAACAGUCCACAGAACCACAAAUCAAGGAAUUCCCCCCUCAUGGGGAGGAUGAUCAUGUGACAACUGAACCUUACAGUGAGCGAGGCGCCGCUAAUAACAGCAGACACCUCACUACAGCACCCCAUCCCACAGAGAGUGCUUACACUGCACAGCGCACGACCCAACACACAGAGCCAAACCUGGUCACGAGUUCAGAUGGUGGGUUCUCACUCCCCCAGACCACAUCUGUUCCCCCGCACGGCAUCACAAUCAGCCAGCCCAGCGCGCGCACAGCCAGCGGCAGCACGGUCCAAACAGCUGACCCCUCUGAGGGAAGGCAGAGCGGGGCCGAGCCGGAUGAUGUCAUCAGCUCCAUAAAUCACAGAUUCUCAUUGGAAAGUCAGACGAAUUCUGUAAAGAGAGAGGGAAGUGGAAACUAUCUGGGGGAGACAUCGACUCUGUCACAGUUUGAACCCAAGGACGCCACAGAGUCACGUUCUGAAGUCGAACCAUCGAAGUCACCUUCAACGGCUCCUAAGCCUCCCGGUAGAAGAAAGUCGGAGUCUAAGAGGCGGCCAGUCGGCUCCAAAAGACGAAACGGCGGCCGGAGAAAAAGGCCAAACAGGAAGAAAGAAAAGCUGGACGCCUCUAAUACCAUCAGACCUGCAGCCAAGGCCUCCAUUUCUGAGCUAAACACAGAACAGCCCCGAGUUACAGUCGGUUCAAGCAGCGCCGUUCCAUCCACAGGGAGCCAAGCUGCGUCAUCAAGCAGACUGAGUCAUAAAGAAAGCUCAGUCCUCAGGCAGAACCACAAGGCGCUCACAGAGACUUUCCCACUCCCAGAGACAAAGGACGGCCGUCUACUCCUGCCAAGAGCGUCAUGGCAGAGCUCUACAGCCGCACCGUCACUUCCAGCUUUGACUCAUGGAAACAGCAUGCUGGGGACUGCAGACACUUUAGAGGACAGCUUUGAAACCAGCUUUACAACAGAACCAGCACCUCUGCUGCACUACGACAGUCUCACUGGCCGUUACGACUCUUUGACAGAAUUGCAAAGGGUCCAUCAGGCAACUGGGAUGGAAACCUCAACGCAGCCUUACCAGUUUACCUCAACUGCUUCAUCCACGGCGGGCGGUCAGAAGGCAGCUUCCAGGGAAACUUCCAGAGGAAUACUGUCAACUUCCAGGAGGCUUCCCAAGCAUCGGAACCACAGCUCUGGUCAGAAGGAGGUAACCAAGACGGAUUUAACGCCCAGAGAAAACCAGCAGACGUCACUGAAUGCUUGGACAGACGUUAUGAGAAGCUUGGAAACAGCUGUAGCUUCCAUUACCUCAACACUGCCUCCACGUGUUUUACUUCCUCACUCACAUCGUCAAUCUAAAUCCCAAGACACAACAAUCGCAGGAAGAGACGUCAUCACCUCGAACUUCCAUCCUACAACCUUCCCAACGAAUCACAAGCCGUCUAACACCAGUCCAGCCGUUCAAGUGUUGACAUCUAUCCCUCCACCCACCGUGGUCUCACCUACGCCAUUUCAGAGGACACCAGUUCGUCCGCAGGGGUCCACACAGGAAGAGUGGACACCUGUUCGUCCGCAGGGGUCCACCCAGGAGGAGCGGACCCCUGUUCGUCUGCAGGUGUCCACACAGGAGGAGGGGACACCUGUUCAUCCGCAGGGGUCCAAAAAAGAGGAUAGGACACUUGUGUCCACACAGGAGGAGCGGACACCUGUUCGUCCGCAGGGUUCCACACAGGAGGAGGGGACACCUGUUUGUCCGCAGGUGACCACACAGGAGGAGGGGACACCUGUUCGUCUGCAGGUGUCCACACAGGAGGAGGGGACACCUGUUCAUCCGCAGGGGUCCAAAAAAGAGGAUAGGACACUUGUGUCCACACAGGAGGAGCGGACACCUGUUCGUCCGCAGGGUUCCACACAGGAGGAGGGGACACCUGUUUGUCCGCAGGUGACCACACAGGAGGAGGGGACACCUGUUCAUCCGCAGGGGUCCAAAAAAGAGGAUAGGACACUUGUGUCCACACAGGAGGAGAGGACACCUGUUCAUCCGCAGGUGACCUCACAGGAGGAGGGGACACCUGUUCAUCCGCAGGUGACCACACAGGAGGAGGGGACACCUGUUCAUCAGCAGAUGUCCACACAGGAUGAGCAGACACUUGGCCACACAUCCAAUCAGAGGGGAAAGCCGAGGAUAACAACAGAUCGUUCCCAGACGAUCACCGUGCGAACAGGAGCAGAUGCUCAGCUUCCAUGUGAUACCAAAGGCCAGCCGAUGCCUUUCCUGUCCUGGACCAAGGCUUCCAGCGGAGUGAGUAUCGCCAAAAACAUGAGGUGGCAGCGGUUGGAGGUACACCAUAACGGAACCCUCAUCAUCAGAAACUCCCAGGAAACUGAUGCGGGUCGGUACCUGUGCACAGUUCAGAACCAGUACGGUACGGACACCAUGACCGCCACCCUUCUUGUCUCUCAUCAACCUCCACUGAGAGACAUCCACGUGUACGAAGGAGGGAAGGCUGAACUGGAGUGCAAAGUCGCAGGAGAUCCUCGUGUGUCGUGGAUCCUCCCGAACUCGGUCCAGAUGACUGCGACCUCAGCGGCCGCGCCUUCUCCUCCGCAGCGCGUGGCCGUAGAUGAGAUGGGAACUCUUCUCAUAAGCAGCGCCCAUUUAAUGGACGCAGGGAUCUACAGAUGCAGUGUGCCUGGAGGUAACGGCAUGCAGGUACGUCUUCGUGUAUCAGCGGUUCCUGCACUGAUUGAGCAGGAGAAAGACCAAACAGUUGUUGUUUCAGAGGGCAGCGCUGCCUACAUCCACUGCGCCGCCUCAACUGCCACUCGGCCAAUCAUUCGCUGGAUCGCGCCGGGCGGCAUGCAGCUCCCUGAUCCCCAUCCACCCAACGGAGGGAACUUUAUCGUCUUUCCAAACGGAACUCUUCACAUAAAGAGAUUAGCCUCUAAGGACUCUGGGAGAUACAUCUGCACAGCCGGUAAUGCAGCCGCAUCGAGCAGCAGAGCAGUGAUCUUAAGAGUCAUAAGUAAACCAUCUUCUGCUAAAGCCACGAUAACAGCCUCCUCUCCAAAGACGACGGAUGUGACCUACGGGAGUCCGCUGCUUCUGAACUGUGUGGCGGCAGGGGAACCAGAGCCUCGGAUCAUCUGGAGGACGCCCUCUAAAAAGCUGGUAGAUCAUCAGUUCAGCUUUGACUCCAGGAUCAAGGUGUUCCUGAACGGCAGCCUUAGCAUCCAUUCAGUGACUGACAAGGACCGAGGCGACUACCUGUGCGUCGCCCGCAACAAGAUGGGCGACGACUACAUUCAGCUCAGGGUCAACGUCUUGACCAAACCUGCCAAGAUUGAGCAGAAGAUGCAGAAGUCGAGUCAGGAGGUUAUUCGAGGCCAAGAUCUGAAGGUGGACUGCGUGGCGUCUGGCCUCCCCAGCCCUCAGAUCAGCUGGGCUCUACCCGAUGGGACCAUGGUCAACCCCGUCAAGCAGAGAGCAAGGGUCGGUGGGGGACGCAGUCGCAGGUAUGUGGUGUUCGACAACGGGACGCUGUACUUUAAUGAAGUCGGACUGCCAGAGGAAGGGGAUUACAUCUGCUAUGCACAGAACCAACUCGGCAAAGACGAGAUGAAGGUGCGAGUCAGGGUGAAAGGUGAAACCACCCGACCCCAAAUCCAGGAUAAAGGUCCAAAGACCGUCCGAGUUCUUCACGGCGAGACAGUAGCACUCCAGUGCAAGGCCAUUGGCGACCCGGUACCAGUCGUCACCUGGAUGUCCCCUAAGAACAGACUCAUAUCCCCCGACUCGAACAAAUACCAGGUUCUUCAAGACGGGUCACUAGUUGUUCAAAAGGUUCAGGGACCUGAUGGAGGUAAUUACACAUGUUUGGCUAGAAGCAGCGUUGGACAAGAUGAUAAAGUUACCCGAGUGGAGGUUUUGCCAACUCCUCCAGUUAUCAAUGGCUUAAGAGGAGAUUCCGACACUAUAGAGGUUACCGCGGUUCAGGGUGAGAGAACGCUGGUGGACUGUGCCACAAAGGGAGCCCCUUCCCCUCGAGUCAUGUGGAUUCUGCCAGGAAAUGUCAUCCUUCCUGCACCGUACUACAGCAAUCACAGGACCGUUCAUCCGAACGGUACUUUAGAAAUACGAUCCACCCAGAGGACAGACUCAGGACAGAUGGUCUGUGUGGCUCGUAAUGAAGGAGGGGAGGUCCGAAUGCUGGUCCAUUUGGAAGUAAAGGAAACGGUCAGGGGGGCCAAGAUUGAAGCCCCAGAGAAAGAAAGCUUUGCACUGAGAGUGGGGAACUCCGUCACCCUCAACUGUACCAUCGAUGGCUUGGAGUUAACUCAUCUGACGUGGAUCUUACCCGAUGGCACUCCUCUGAAUACCGGUGCUCGGAUUUCUAAGUUUUUCCACCGGCUUGAUGGCUCUCUGGUUAUUAGCAAUCCGUCCGUCGCUGAGGCUGGAGUUUACCGCUGCAUGGGUCGUAAUCCUGCUGGGCUCUUUGAGAGUACCAUCACUCUGUCCCCAGGGAGAAAGCCUCAGAUCCUGAACAGAUACAUCUCUCCUGUCAGCGUCCUAGACGGGGAGACCCUUUUCCUUCACUGUCAAACCACUGGGGAGCCCCUCAGACUGACAUGGACCCUACCCAGCGGGGUCGUUCUUAACAGGCUGCAAAACGCUGGAAGGUAUUCUAUUCUGCAAAACGGCACCAUUGCCAUUCGCCAAGCUUCCAUUUACGACCGAGGGGCCUAUGUUUGUAGAGCUGCUAACGAAUACGGAAGCUCUUUGCUUUCGGUCUCAGUAAAAAUAGUCGCUAACCAACCCAGAAUUACCUGGGGGCCGCCCUCUGUGACCUACGCCAAACACGGAGUUGCCGUUCAGCUGAACUGUGCCACCGCCGGGACCCCCGCAGCAGAGGUGUCUUGGGAGACGCCUGAUAAGGUGCGGAUGGUCGUGAGCGCACAGCCCCGACUUUUCGGAAACAAGUAUCUCCACCCGCAAGGUUCCCUCAUCAUCCAGAAUCCAACCCAACGAGAUUCUGGAGUUUACCGCUGCACGGCCAGGAACGCUGCCGGCGUGGACUCCAAGACCACAUUUCUGAAUGUAUUCUAACGCGAAGCCGUGGCCAAACCGUACGCCCAAGCAACUGCCGGAGACAACGCCAGAGUGGCGGUAAAAAAGCACCAAAUCACCCACCAUGGGUUUCACCUGUAACAGUGCUUCACCCAUGGCCAACUUGGAGGCCUAACGCCAACCGUGUGAGCUCCCUACUUGACUCAUGACAGAGCUUUGUGUAAAUACAUAACUGCUCAGGUAAUUUGGAUACAGAAACUCUUCCUAGAUGUCUUCAUCAGGCUUGUUCCCUAUUUAACUGUCCUAAUUCUGUCACUUACUAUUGGAGAUGGAAAUAAAUUAUUAA
Molecule: messenger RNA, 8207 nt
Organism: Cyprinodon tularosa
Lineage: Eukaryota; Metazoa; Chordata; Actinopteri; Cyprinodontiformes; Cyprinodontidae
Product: immunoglobulin superfamily member 10-like
Exons: 9
Coding region: 317-7900 (2527 amino acids)
Cellular component (GO): extracellular region
Molecular function (GO): protein binding
Source: RefSeq, a predicted model, not a curated record